Molecule: messenger RNA, 857 nt
Organism: Callithrix jacchus (white-tufted-ear marmoset)
Lineage: Eukaryota; Metazoa; Chordata; Mammalia; Primates; Cebidae
Gene: CCDC107
Product: coiled-coil domain containing 107
Source: RefSeq, a predicted model, not a curated record
GGAAGGCCCGAAACGGGCCUAGUCGGUGCGCGUGCGCACUGGGCCUGCCGGCCAAGGCGGGACCGCCUCCGCACCGCCUUCCUGAUUACUCUACCCUUGGGCUGGUCAUGGCGGGCGCCGUCUCGAUCUUGGGUGUGGUGGGGCUGCUCCUAGUGUCUGCGUUGCCCGGGGUUCUCGGAAACUGCGCCAGCCCCGACCUCCGGGUACACCCAGGGAACGCAGCCCACCUUGACUCUGGGGCCACAGAACCCCGGGGGCGACCGUCGCUCAAGGACCAGCGCGAGCGGGCUCGGGCCGGGUCGCUGCCUCUGGGGGCGCUGUACACCGCAGCCGUCGUGGCUUUUGUGCUGUACAAGUGUUUGCAGGGGAAAGAUGAAACUACAGUUCUCCACGAGGAGGCAGGCAAGCAGCAGCCACUGCAGUCAGAGCAACAGCUGGCCCAAUUGACACAACAGCUGGCCCAAACAGAGCAGCACCUGAACAACCUGAUGGCCCAGCUGGACCCCCUUUUUGAGUGUGUGACUACUCUGGCUGGAGCCCAGCAGGAGCUUCUCAACAUGAAGCUACAGACCAUCCACGAGCUGCUGCAAGAGAGCAAGCCGGACAAGGAGGCCAGCAGACCUCUUCAUGAGGACUUUUGUUUAAAGGAGGAUGAGGAGGAGGCUGGUGACACUCAAGCCUGGGAGGACCCCAUAAACUGGAGCACAGACACAUGGAACCUAGCUACUUCCCGGGAAGUGGAGCAGGGCCUGCGGAGAAGGUGCAGCCAGGCUAUGGCAAAGGACCCAAGUCACAGCCCUGGCAGGGAAGGAGGGACGACAGCUGAAGGCUGAGUAAAACAAAGUCUGUUUUUGUGA